AUGAAUCUAGGAGAGAAAACAGCUUUUCAAGAAUAUCUGACAAACCAGGGGACUGUGGUAAAGCCCUAUUGCUGGCAGAGACAGAACCACCUCUGUGCUAAAUGUCCCUACCACAUACGGACUGGCGAAGAAGCGAGAGUCUGCUACGCAGAAUUUCACAGGGUCUUUGGCAUCCCAUACAGAUCAACAGCAACUCUCCGAAACAAACACCUUCUCUUCUAUGAACUGAGGAGUUUCUCAGGCAGAGUAGUCCAAAAAGGCCAUGCUACAAACUGUACUGAGCAAGACAACCAUCCAGAAUCUAUGCUGUUUGAGGCGGGCGGUUACCUGGAUGCCGUUACAGACGCCUAUGAAAAUAUCAGAUGCAUCAUCCUCUAUUCAAAUUACUCUCCUUGUAAUGAGGCUCAGCACCGCUGCGUAAGUAAAAUCUACAACGCCGCGUGGAACCGCGAAGCUUUGCGGAGCCUCUCCAGCCUGUGGCCUCAGGUGACUCUGCAGGGACUGCCUAGGGGGGCACAGCAGUACCUCCUUCGUAAUUUUGUGUAUGGCAUCCCAGAGACAGCCCUUUAUCAUCCAACUCUGCUGUCGAGAACCUCAGACCAACGAAAUCUACACCAAAUUAACAACUUCACAGGAAUGAAACCGUAUUUUAAGAAAGCCUUUCCGCAAGUGAUGCUGGGAAAGCCUUUCCAAGCCAUGAAAGGCAGUCUGCUACCUCCCGUACCUGAGAGGCACUUAGUGCCUUUCCCAGACAUGUUGCUGCCCUUCCAGAGGGAACAUCUAUACCCCAGACCUAAAAAUAUCGUAAGGCAUUUAAAAAUGCCAAAG
Apaloderma vittatum (bar-tailed trogon) is the source of this 828-nucleotide messenger RNA. RefSeq names its product apolipoprotein B mRNA editing enzyme, catalytic polypeptide-like 4 (putative) (gene APOBEC4). NCBI's taxonomy places the organism in Eukaryota, Metazoa, Chordata, Aves, Trogoniformes, Trogonidae. The record is from RefSeq and is a predicted model, not a curated record. The transcript is spliced from 2 exons. The annotation marks the transcript as partial.